AUGGCGAAACGAAUUUCCUCCAUUUUCUCCCUUUCACUCACACGAGACGACAAAGCAUAUGAACAACCACAUGCUCAUGCUUCCCAUUACCUCCAGUCUGAACCAUCGGCAAACCCUGGCGAGGGAGGCCCCCAUAAGCUGCACAAACAUAGUCCUGCUGCGUCCUCCGACUUCAGUAUCGAAAAUGACCUUCCGCCUCUUAUGCCCCCUCCGUUUGUCUCUGACGAGGGUGUCUUCAGACCUCCGAGUAGCCAAAGAAGUGGACCAGACAGCAGACUCGGCAGCCGGGCGAGUAGUCCUGCCAGUCUGACCCUUGUACAGAGUCGCGAGGAGAGCCGGAGUCGGCCUCAGACUCCUGUCUUUCCAGCUUCGCCAGGCACGUCUGCAAUCCACAGCGCCGGUCCACCAUCGGCGGUACCAUCCGGGAGGAUCAAGAAAAAGAGCUGGGCACUCACAAAACCAGGAGGACGGAAUAAUGGUGAAGGAUAUGCGCAAGCUUGGAUUGCUGGAUUGCGAGAAUUGAUACCCUAUGAUCUAACCCCCUUAAUGAAAGGAGAGAAGGUACCGGAGGCGUGGAGCGACCAGGGUGAUACCCUGAUCUAUCUCUACCCACCUUCGUCGAAGAAAGGUCCAUGUUUCAAAGUCCAUUCGUCACUCUUGAUGGAUUCAAAAACGCUUGUCAAUCUGCGAUUUGCAUGUCCGACAUCUCCGGUCGAGAAUGACGAUGAUCUGCAGCAACUUCAGCUCGCUCUCGCAGAACUGACCACUACCUCGCAGGGCAUUCGACCGUCUUCACAAGCAAGCUCGACGGCCUCUAGACCUUCCUUGAACUUUUCCGUGCCUAGUGCUAACACCUUCGUCAACGACCAAAAGCACGUCUACCUCCCUCUGGGCUUUGACACGGAUCUAUCCCUCCCUGGAACAGAACCACAAGGCAACGACCUUGAAUUGGUUGUUCUUUACCGUAACUUUUUCGCAUUUCUUGCCGGCGGUGCUUUGGUGGCUACCCCGAGACAAGUAACUGUGUUUUCGAUCAUGAUGGGCAUCAGCACCAUCCUAAAACGGUUUUCGUUCACGAAUUCCGACGGUUCAACAUUUGGGGAAGUGCCGACUUCGAGCUUCGCACGAUAUUGUGAAGAGUUGAGAUUGGGGGACGUACGUUCGAGCAGAGAAAAAACAAUCGAGGCCAUCGUGUUGGGAGAGCAACUUAGGUCGUGGCUUUUAUACAACGAAGGCUUCACACAUGCUGUGGGUAAGUUGGCUGACAUCAAGGCAAUCAAAAGCCCAAAAUUCGAAAAGAUAACCUCCACUACCGUCGCGCGUCUGGAACGUGCACAAUUGGAAUUAGAGCAGAAGCUAGUCAACCUCACCGGAAAGUUGAACGAUUUCGACUUCCCGUCGAUGUUCGCGGGUAUCGCAAAUUCUCAGUCCUCUACCGAGGCCAAGAUGAUUCGUUUCAAAGAAUGGAAAGCGGCCUUCCUCGAUCUUCGAAAGUUCACGCUGUCUUACUACCGCCGUCGAUAUGGAUCUUGGCCACCGAAGGCGUCCUCUAAGAAGAACAACUUCGAAGAGAACGGCCUGAACAGAGUCCUUCUGAAAGAACUCUACAAAGAUUUUACUGAUUUGUAUGACAUUCUCGUCGACCGAACAAGCCCAACCACAAGGACUGCCAACAUGCCUCCGAUGGCUGAUGAUGCUGAGACUAGUGACCUCAACGAGACAAUUCAGCAUGCGAUCAGGCGCGUUGAGAGCGAAUAUGACCGGGCAACGCCUCCAGUUCUGCCUCCCAUGCCCUUCGAUACGCCUCUCCUGCCACAGUUCUCCCACAGCUUCAAUCGUACACAUGUGGUAAUUUCGGACAAGACGGCAUUGCAAAGCAAAAAAUUGCGAGAAAAUGAGGUCAACGAAGUCUUGUUGGGAUCAUACAACCGGACCUCAAUCAACGCAAGUCCCUUUAUUCAAGAGUUUUUUGGCUAUGAGCGCCGUUUAGGCCACGGAAAGGUACUCGAUCAAAUUGUCGAUGCCCGGUGUGGACAAUGGCUCUUUUUGUAUGCCGUUCUACAGGCACUCCCUUUGGUAGUUGUGGAUGCGCGGAAUCUAAAAUACACCGAUGGAGUUGAAUACUUCUUGUGCAUUGCUCCUCGAGGCAGACCGUGGAUGAAGGAAGACUCGUCAGGAUUUAGGUCAUUGUCCUUUGUCGACAAAAGUGGUGUUGCCGUUGAUUGGACAGCCGAACAGAUCGAUCAGAGUGUCGAAACAAUCUACGCACGAAGUCACUGCUGGACAGCAGCCACAGCAUGGGUACACGCGAAAGAAGACGAAGGUCAGCAAGUGCACCUGGGCCGUACAUCCAGUCCACGAAUCCUGCCAUUGGAUCCUCCCAUCGCCCCUCCACAAUAUCUCAACCCACCGGAGUCACCUUAUUUGAGUCCGUACGCCUCACCACUCCUGAGGCCAUCCUCGCCAACGUACUCUGAUGUGCGAAGUGUCAGUCAUGACAGGAGCUCAGUCAGCUUGGGACUAGAGCCCGCUCAUGCGUCAGCAUCCCGGUCAGCCUCACGGCCAACUUCGACAUUGAGCCACCAAGCAAUCCAAUUUGAGGCGGAUCCAAACAUGACGUUUGACACUAUCUUGGGAACGAAUGAGAGCCCACAAAAGACCAAAGGCAAGAAGGGGAAGAAGUAG
Molecule: messenger RNA, 2685 nt
Organism: Exophiala spinifera
Lineage: Eukaryota; Fungi; Ascomycota; Eurotiomycetes; Chaetothyriales; Herpotrichiellaceae
Exons: 2
Coding region: 1-2685 (894 amino acids)
Source: RefSeq, a predicted model, not a curated record